This is a messenger RNA of Eruca vesicaria subsp. sativa (arugula), 870 nucleotides long. NCBI's taxonomy places the organism in Eukaryota, Viridiplantae, Streptophyta, Magnoliopsida, Brassicales, Brassicaceae. The record is from the annotation of a GenBank genome assembly.
AUGAGGACUAGAACUAAUCAAAGCCACGAGCUCAAGCUUCUCCUUGUUUGUCUCCUUGCAGCCUUCAUUCUCAUCUUCAUCGUUAGAUCAACUCUCACAACUUCACAGAAACACCAGACUCAGGAAGAGACAAGAUCAGGGGGUUGCGCUGGUGCCUGCAAUAAGCUGCCACGUUCCCUGGCGCAAGCCCUGAUCCAUUACUCUACUUCAGUCAUCACACCCCAACAAACGCUCAAGGAAAUAGUGGUCAGCAGUAGAGUACUCGACAAGAAGUCACCCUGCAAUUUCUUGGUGUUUGGUCUAGGCCAUGACAGCCUCAUGUGGAACACUCUCAACUACGGAGGCCGAACAGUAUUCCUCGAAGAGGAUGAGGCGUGGAUAAAACAGAUACAGAGGCGGUUUCCGAUGCUGGAAACAUACCAUGUAACCUACGACAGUAAAGUCAACCAAGCAGAGAAUCUAAUAGAAGUUGGGAAAGGACCUGAAUGCACAGCUAUUGGAGAUCCAAGGUACUCAAUGUGUCAGCUAGCACUCAAGGGUCUGCCUGAUGAAAUCUAUGAGACUAGUUGGGAUCUAAUCAUGGUCGACGCACCCACUGGCUACUACGAUGAGGCUCCUGGGAGGAUGACGGCUAUUUACACGGCGGGGAUGAUGGCAAGGAACAGAAAACGGGCAGGAGAGACGGAUGUGUUUGUGCAUGAUGUUAAUAGGGAAGUAGAAGACAAGUUCUCAAGGGCUUUCUUGUGUGAAGGGUACAUGAAGAAACAAGAAGGGAGACUAAGGCACUUUAUCAUCCCUAGCUAUAUAAAUGGUUCAGAAUCAGUAUCAAACAGACCCUUUUGUCCAACUCUGAACUCUUUAUCUUCCUAA